GUGAAGAACUUCUGGAAGACAGCUUUUACUCCACAUGUGAAAGUACUUUGUAGGGAGAAACAUUAUGGAUGUUACGAACACAGGAAGACAUCCCUUAGCCAACAUCAGAUAAGUCAUACGAGAGAGAAGUCUUAUGAAUGUAGUGAAUGUGGGAAGACCUUCCAUAGGAAAGGAAUCCUUACUCAACAUGUGAAAAUUCACACUGGAGAGAAACCUUAUGAAUGUGGUGAAUGCAGAAAGGCCUUCCAUAGAAAGGCAACCCUUAUUCUACAUCAGAGAACUCAUACUGGUGAGAAACCUUUUGAAUGUAGUGAAUGUAGCAAGAACUUUACCUGUAGACCAGAGCUUACUCGACAUCAGAAAAUUCAUACAGGAGAAAAAUCAUAUGAAUGUCUUGAAUGUGGAAAGAAUUUUGCACAUAAAUCAUAUCUUACUCAACACAGGAGAAUUCAUACUGGAAAGAAACCUUAUAAAUGUAAUGAAUAUGGGAAGACCUUUAGCAGGAGACCAGAGUUUACUCAACAUCAGAGGAUUCAUACUGGAGAAAAACCAUAUGAAUGUCAUGAGUGUGGGAAGGCCUUCUAUAGGAAGAGAGAACUUACUAGACAUCAGAGAAUUCAUACUGGAGAGAAACCAUAUGAAUGUCAUUAGUGUGGGAAGGCCUUUCAUUGGAAAAGAGUCCUUAUUCAGCAUCAGAAAAUUCAUACUGGAAAGAAACCUUUUAAAUGUAAAAAUGUGGGAAGCUUUCCCAUUUAAUUCAUAUCUCA
Molecule: messenger RNA, 767 nt
Organism: Phascolarctos cinereus (koala)
Lineage: Eukaryota; Metazoa; Chordata; Mammalia; Diprotodontia; Phascolarctidae
Source: RefSeq, a predicted model, not a curated record